Messenger RNA from Hippocampus zosterae (dwarf seahorse), 1861 nucleotides. Its product is annotated as hippocampus abundant transcript 1 protein-like. The transcript is spliced from 13 exons. Gene Ontology annotation, biological process: transmembrane transport. Gene Ontology annotation, cellular component: membrane. The coding region runs from base 16 to 1680 and encodes 554 amino acids. Gene Ontology annotation, molecular function: transmembrane transporter activity. NCBI's taxonomy places the organism in Eukaryota, Metazoa, Chordata, Actinopteri, Syngnathiformes, Syngnathidae. The record is from RefSeq and is a predicted model, not a curated record.
UUUUUCAUCGAUUACAUGCUUCAUUUUGAGAACGACGUGUGGCUGUGGCCGGCAUCUCUUGCAGCUCCUGGUGACAUCCUGGAAGCACCCGGAGAACCGCGGAUAUCAACGCGGCGAGGAUGCUUCGUCACCGGCGGCAAGUGUGAAGAGAUGGCGGGGGAACCGCCGGCGGGCACCGGCCGAGUGGUUCUUGUCAAGAAGAUCAUCAUGAAGGACGGAGCCGCGCUUCAACAGGGUAUAGGCCGACCCAGCGUGUACCAUGCCGUCGUGGUCAUCUUCCUGGAGUUCUUCGCCUGGGGUUUGCUGACCACACCCAUGCUCACGGUGUUACAUGAAACGUUUCCACAGCACACGUUCCUGAUGAAUGGACUCAUUCAAGGAGUGAAGGGUCUUUUGUCGUUCAUGUCUGCCCCUCUGAUCGGUGCGUUGUCGGACGUGUGGGGGAGGCGCUCAUUCCUUUUGGUCACCGUCUUCUUCACCUGCGCUCCGAUCCCCCUCAUGAGACUCAGCCCCUGGUGGUACUUCGCCAUGAUCUCCAUGUCCGGAGCGUUCUCGGUCACCUUCUCUGUCAUCUUUGCCUACGUCGCAGAUGUGACCGAUGAAAGGGAGAGGAGUACGGCUUACGGUCUGGUGUCCGCCACGUUCGCCGCGAGCCUGGUGACCAGCCCGGCCAUCGGGGCCUAUUUGUCCGCAUGGUACGGAGACAACCUGGUGGUUCUGGUGGCGACGCUGAUCGCCCUGGUCGACAUCUGCUUCAUCCUGCUCGCCGUGCCCGAGUCUCUGCCGGACAAGAUGAGGCUCAACACCUGGGGGGCGCCCAUAUCCUGGGAGCAAGCCGAUCCCUUCGCUUCUCUGAGGAAGGUGGGUCAGGACCCCACAGUCCUACUCAUUUGUAUCACAGUGUUCCUGUCAUACUUACCCGAGGCGGGACAGUACUCCAGCUUCUUCCUCUACCUGCGACAGGUCGUCAAUUUCUCCUCGACAACGAUUGCUGUUUUUAUCGGAGUUGUGGGAAUCCUGUCCAUUGUGGCUCAGACGCUUGUCCUCACACUGAUGAUGCGGACUCUGGGUAAUAAAAACACUGUUCUGUUGGGUCUGGGCUUCCAGAUUCUUCAACUGGCCUGGUAUGGCCUUGGAUCAGAGCCUUGGAUGAUGUGGGCAGCCGGCGCCGUGGCCGCCAUGUCCUCCAUAACCUUCCCCGCGGUCUCCGCUCUGGUGUCGCAGUCUGCCGAUCCCGAUAAACAAGGUGUGGCUCAGGGAAUGAUCACGGGGAUCCGAGGUCUGUGCAACGGUUUAGGUCCAGCGCUGUAUGGAUUCAUCUUCUUCCUCUUCAAUGUGGAGCUGAACACCAUGGACCCCAUCCAGGGAGACUUUGACCCUUUGCCCCUUCACAGUCCCACUGAGCAAACGCUCAUCCCCGGCCCACCUUUCCUUUUGGGGGCAUGUACGGUUGUCGUCGCCUUCCUGGUGGCUCUCUUCAUCCCGGAGAAGCCCCCCUGCGCCUCGUCGUCACCUCAGCUGCCGCUGAGCGACAAGCCGCGGCCAGCGAGCGACGAGUCGCUUUCCUCGCUGGCGGGCAUCCAUAUUAACACGCCUCUGCCGGGCAGCGACGAAGAAACUCCCGCCGCCGCCACCAGCGAUGAAGAUUUUGAGCCCCUGCUGCAGGACAGUAUUGUUUGACGGACCAGCGCAAAGAACCACCGCGUGCGGGAUUCAACGUCGUCCUUUGGUCCAUUGGCAUUUUGUUCAAAAGAAGAGCGCCUUCCCAUUGCUGUCGGGUGAGUCCAAAUUUACAGUACCUCAUAUUGUCUGACGUUUGACAGUAAAAGGCGCGUUGAUGCUUCGCCACGCCGCUCGCUGA